Molecule: messenger RNA, 10704 nt
Organism: Acanthaster planci (crown-of-thorns starfish)
Lineage: Eukaryota; Metazoa; Echinodermata; Asteroidea; Valvatida; Acanthasteridae
Gene: afdn
Product: afadin, adherens junction formation factor
Biological process (GO): signal transduction
Cellular component (GO): cell-cell junction
Molecular function (GO): protein binding
Source: RefSeq, a predicted model, not a curated record
UCCGUGUGAGUACCAGACUACUCUAAAAUAGCAUUCCAUUCAAAUGAUGUGUUAAGCGCAUGCGCAGUUGAUAGUGGUUUAAACUACUGACGAGUUGCUCGUUGUAGACUUUUUGCGUCUCACUACACUAGUAAACGUUGCGGUUUUUACUCGUUGGAAUCAAAAAUUUUUGGGUAAAUGGAAUGAUAUUUUCGUCAGCAGAAGAAUAGAGAAUCCCUGCUACCUGAACCAAGAUGUUUCGGCGGGGAAGGCAAGAGGACAGACUCCGUCUGAAGCGUGAUAUCGAUUUGUGGAAUGCCAGUCGGUUAGAUCUGUUUGAAAUAAGUGAACCAGAUGAGAAUUUGGAAUUCUUUGGUGUGAUGCGCUUCUUCUACCAGGAAGAAGGUGACAAAGUGACAUCCAAAUGUAUCAGAGUUUCAAGCUCAGCUAAUACAACAGAUGUCAUCAAUACGCUGAUCGAAAAAUUCCAUCCUGAUAUGCGCAUGUUGUCUAUUCCAGACUACAUAGUGGUGGAAGUACACGCUAAUUGUGAGGAGCGAGUUCUUGGGAAGGAUGAACAUCCCCUGAAGGUGCAGUUAAACUGGAGUGAAGAUUUACGAGAGGGUCGUUUCUUGCUCAAGAUGGCAAGUGAUACCACAAAGGUGAAUUUAUAUGGUGUUGAUGCUCCACCUCAGCAAUUUAAGAGAAAGCUGUCCAAAAGGGAGAAGAAAGAACAGAAAAAGAAGGAAAAAGAGGCCAAGCUAAGGAGCAAGAAUGAUACAGAAGAAAGCAAGACUGAGAAGCUCUACAAAGACCUGUCUAAGUCUCGCUUCACUCGUACAAUCUCUAAUCCAGAGAUGGUGAUGAAACGCCAACGGCAGAAAAAACUUGAACAGAUGGAACGCUUUAAGAAUCGACCACAGUCAGGAGGAGCCUUGAAGAUUUAUGCCCACUCCUUGUUCCCUGAAGUGCCUUAUAAGACACUCCUGGUUGAUGUAGACAGAACAUCAGAUACUAUCGUCAAGGAAGCUUUGGAGAAGUUUGGCAAGCCCAAGGAAAACCCACAGGAUUUUUGUCUUGUUAAGGUUGUUGUCCCACCAAAGGAGGAUCCUACAACAUACAUUGAGAAAGGUGGUUGGGGUAAAGAGCAUAUCAUGGAUGAUGAUGAAUCACCAUUGGAAGCAGUUAUGAGAUGGCCAGAGAGCAGAGGUGAAUUGAUUUUUGAGUUGAAACUGCGACCUUCUGACUACCAGCCUCGACUCAAGAAACGACAGGGAAAGGACAACCUACAGUCACCACGAUUACCACCAGAAAGACUUCCGUACUUCCUUGAAUUGAAUGAAGAUGGGACAGACAUCAUUGACUACAAACCUAAGCGCUGUCGUCUGCAGGAGAAUGUCACUGAAGUUGGCAGUGAGCAAGUAGUAUCAAACACAGGACAAUAUCUGCAGUUAUUUUCGCUUGGUAUUCAGCCUCGUCAUUGUGUGGUAGCCAAUAUGGAGGGUGUGGUUACCGUUACUCCCACCAGCCCAGAAUCUGAGACGUAUGUGAAUGGUCAUCGCAUUUAUGAGACUACCAUGCUUCAACAUGGUGCUGUGGUUAGGUUUGGGAGGCAAGCUUGCUUUCGAUUCUGUGAUCCUGAAGUUGAAGACCCGGAUUGGGCCAAGAGAGAACAGAAGUCCGAUAACUUUGAGACAACAUUUGAUGUCGAUGGUAAAGUUGAGACUAAUGCAGGCCAGAUGGAGAAGAGAACUAAGCCACCAGAAGUACUGCCAGCAACUCUGGAAUUCAAGGAAGCAGCCGAGGAUAAAUUCCUGACUACCUUCAUACGUGAUGUCAAUGGUGCCAGCAUCUACUUCAAACUGGCUCCUACAUACACGCUGUAUCUGGGAUGUAGAUUCCGAUUGUCUAAGCUGUAUCGACCAGAGAUGGGACCUACUGAGCGUGCUCAGAGGCUAACAGCCUUCCUGAACAAGACAGCAGAUCUGAUAGAUCGCACAGUUGCGGAACAUCACCAAAUAGCUGGUGUGCUGGCUUUCUGGUUAGCCAAUGCUUCAGAGUUUCUGCAUUUUAUCAAGGAAGAUCAAGACCUGAGUAGCAUCUCUCAAGAUGCACAAGAUAUCUUACAGGAAUGCAUCCAACAAAUAUUCAGGCAUCUUGUUCAUAGCAUACAAGUGGAGAUGAACAUGAACUUAUCAGCAUUCUUAGAUCCUAGUGCAGAUGCUGAUGCAGAGAAAGAUAUGUCUACAGAUGAUGAUAAGAGUAAUGACAGUUGGCGUGAAGGUAGUAAAGAUAAUCCACUACGCAUCAGUGCACGCUGGUUGAAUCCACCCAACCGUGGUCCACCUCAGACCAGACCUAAUAUUGGUGAUGUUGUUCACAUCUUCCACUCUGUGAUGACUCUUCUGCGGCGUUGCCGUGUCAACGCUGGCCUGACUAUUCAACUCUUCUCUCAACUCUUCCAUUUUGUUGGUGCUUGGGUCUUCAACAAGUUGGUUGCUCAUCCUCAGCUUCGUUUGUGUCAUCGUGACAGUGCAGCCAUGCUGCAUCAUAGAUUAAACCGUAUCAAUGCGUGGGCUGAGAAACAAGGAUUAGAGCUUGCCGCUGAGGCACAUAUGGCCAAGAUUACACAGGCUCUGCAGUUGUUGAUGGCACCUAAGGAUUCUAGAGAUGCUUUGAACGCUGCCUGCUCACAGUGCUUCCAGCUUAAUUCCAGACAACUCAGGGCACUACUGGAAAAUUACAUCCCUUCCCACAAUGAGAGACACAUACCUAAUGAUGCCAUCAUGAAAGUGGUAUCUAUUGCUCAGAGUACCAAUGAUGAGCCAUCUACCGAUAGUCGUCCAGUACCCUUAGAGGAAGAUCCUGAGUUACGUCUAGCACUCAUUGUACCUGAAGAUGGGUACUCAUGCGAAAUUGUCAAAAACAUUCCAAAUGGACUACAGGAGUUCUUGGAACCAUUGAUGCGCGCCGGCUUGGCAAGAUUGACUGUCAACCCAACAUCAUCAGGGGACUGGACAGUGUACCUGUAUGGCCACAAUCAAAGUAUGGAUCAGGGACAACCUCGACAUAUUCAGCCCCAGCAUGCUCCUCCCACACAGAAACAACAGCAGCAAGCACCACCCCAACAGCAGCAUGCACCAACCCAACUGCAGCAACGGCAGCAGCAAGUGCCACCCGAACUGCAGCAACAGCGGCAGCAAGCCCCACCCCAACUGCAACAGCAGCAAGCACCACUCCAACAGCAACGGCAGCAAGCACCACCCCAACUGCAGCAACGGCAGCAGCACAUGCCACCCGAACUGCAGCAACAGCGGCAACAAGCCCCACCCCUACUGCAGCAACAGCAGCAAGCAUCACCCCAACAGCAGAAGCAAGCACCGCCCAUGUCACCUGUUAUGGUUAAACCUCCACCUCAAGUCCGCGCAGAUGCUAAAGCACCUCCAGGAAAGGAACCUGAAAUAUUCACCAUUCAAUUGAACAAAGGAGGCAGCAGAAUGGGUCUGAGUAUCAUUGCAGCUAAGGGUGUUGGACAAGAGAAGAUUGGUGUGUAUGUCAAGGCAGUGGUACCAGGAGCUGCGGCACAUAAGGAUGGACGUAUCAAAGCUGGUGAUCAGAUCUUAGAAGUUGAUGGAAAUAGUCUGGUGGGCCUCAAUCAAGAACAAGCUGCGGUCUACCUGGUGAAGACAGGACAGAUUGUAACUCUCAAGAUCGCAGAGCAAGGAGCAAUCUUCCAUGGCUUAGCAGAAAUACUUAGCCAACCAUCACCUCCAAUGCAAAGAGCCAACAAGGGAGCUCAACCUCCAACCUCCACACAGUCAUCUCAACCUCAGACCCGACCAAAGAGUGAAGACAUGUCACAGGUCAUGUCCCCACCCCAGAUGGCCGAACCUGGUGGCAGAUAUCCUGAGAGUAGAGAGUGGCCAACACAACGUGAUGUUCCUGCUGCUGCACCAAGACUGGGUCGUUAUGAAAUGAGCAAAGCUGAUUAUGCUAGAUCAUCUCCCAAUCUCAGAGAGGAGCCUCGUCAGCGUAUCCAGUCUGAUCGGGACUUGUAUGCAACAGUGAAUAAAGACCCUUAUAAAAGAGCAACAUCCAACACCAACCUGAAGGGUCAACAUCCUGCCAGCCAACAAAUGUAUCAACGUUCUAAGUCAACAUCAAACUUAGAUCCAGAACCAGAAAUGACGAAUCGGGAUCUGUCAAGGUCAGCUGUGUCCCAAGCCAAUGUCAGAGCCCCACCACCAGGAGGAAUUCAAGUCAUGGGAGGUCCAAUUCCUGCACCUCGCCUUAAAGAUCUUCACUCAGUCUCUGAGGCUGAGCCAAAAACAAAGGAAGAAAUAGCUAGAGAGGAGCAGGCGCAGAGGGCUAAAGAAGAACGUGAAAGACAGGAGAGAACAAGACAAGAAAAACUGGAGGAAGACAGACAACGAGAGGAGAUGGAAAGAGAAGAACGCAUAAGACAUGAAAGACUGAGAGAACAGCAACUCCAAGAAGAGCGACUGAAGGAGGAAAGACUUCGAGAAGAGAGACUGCGAGAAGAAAGGCUACGUGAAGAGAGACUUCGGGAAGAAAGACUGCGAGAAGAAAGGCUGCGGGAAGAAAGAGCUAAAGCAGAACAAUUAAGAAUACAAAGACUGAGGGAAGAAAGAGCAAAAGAAGAGAGGCUGAGAGAGGAAAGGGCCAGGCAAGAGCGUGCUAGGGAAGAAAGAGCAAGGGAGGAAAGAGCCAGAUUAGAGAAAGCCAGAGAGGAAAGACUUAGGGAGGAAAGAGCUAGAGAAGAACGACUAAGAGAGGAAAGGGCUAGAGAAGAAAGGCUGAAGGAAGAAAGAGCCAGAGAAGAACGACUGAGAGAGGAAAGAGCCAGAGAAGAACGACUGAGAGAGGAAAGGGCCAGAGAAGAACGACUGAGAGAGGAAAGGGCCAGAAAAGAGGAAGAGAGACUGAAGGAAGAACGGGCAAGAGAGGAAAUGGCAAGGAUUGAAAGAUUGAGAGAAGAAAGAGCUAGAGAGGAACAGGCUCAAGAAGAAAAGAUGCGAGCAGAAAGAGAGAAAGAGAUUAGAGUCAGAGAAGAACAGGACAAGAUUUAUCGACAGAAUGAAUAUCGCCAACAACUCCCACCUAGUCAAUAUCAGUCAGGUCCAAGGGAUUAUUAUAAUCCCAAUUACCAAUAUCCCCCAAAUGAGCCAAGAGAGUUGCAGUAUCAGGAUCGACCGCCCUAUGGUUGGGAAGGAAAUAGAGAUGAAAUGGCAAAACCGGCACCAGCUCCACGAACCUCAGUCUCGCAGGAUAACAGGUAUAAUCCACAGCCAAACUACACUCCCAUUAGUUCUCAACAUCAACAAAUGUAUCAGAGUGCACCAUUUUACAGCAUUUCUGACAACCAGAGAAAUACUGACACUCCUCCACCCCCUCCACCUCCAGAGGGAUAUGAUACCUUGAUAAGUGAUUUCCCACCACCCCCUGUUGAUCUUCCCCCACCUCCUCCUGAGGCAGACUUCCAGCAAGAGCUUCCUCCCCCACCACCACCCAGCAGUCAGUUAAGGGAUGGUAGUCAGUCUCUACCACCAGGAGCAAUGCAGCAAUACCACCUGUGGCAUGAACAAGAGAAGAGACGUAUUCAAGAAGAGCAUGAACAACGGAUGAGAGAGAAACGGGCAUUUGUUGAUGCCCAGCGACAAGCAUACCAGGAUUCCAAACAUCAGCAAGAACAAAUGCAUCAAGUACAGCAAGAACGACCAACGUAUGCAUCAUUGCCACGACAAGGGCGCAUAAAUAAACAAAGCUCCUUCAACCGAGACAUGACACCAUCAGGGAGUGACCAGCAACGCCCUGAACUGCAAAGGCAAAACUCAGGCCCCAAACCUGUACCAAUACCAAGAGCCCCAGUCAGGAAACACUCUGAAGAUGAACCCAGCAGGCCUCGCAGUGAGCACUACCCUUCUGAAGCUAUGCCACAAUCUCCUAGACCCCUCAGCCAAAACUAUGAUGCUCCAUCACAGCAAAGAGAGACUAGACCACUUGGCCCUGAUGCUAGAUAUCCCUUAAACAGUGAAGAUAUCGGCCCAAACUUGUCAGGUCAAGGGAAGUGGAGUGCCACGCUGGACACCCAUACCUCACAUGAAGACCUGAAAGGUCCGUCACCAUGGAAACGAGAGGAAAGGGAAAAGUGGGAGCAGUGGCAUGAACAGCAAAAGAAGAUGGCGCGAGAACAGGCCAUUGAGGAGUUGACAAGACAGGAGAAUCUGACUCCACAGCAACAGGAGAAGCUUAGAAAGCUUAGAAUGGAACAAGAAUUCCAACGUCGUCUAGAAGAGUCACGACAAGAGAAUGAUGAGGAAGAAGCAGAAGAUGAAGAGGAAGCAAGCAAGCGACGAGAGCAGUUUGAGAUGGUUCAGGCUCAAGCUGAGCACCUCAUGCAACAAAUGGCAUCCAGACCACAAGAGGAUGAUUACUUCCAACGGAAGAAAGAACAUCGGCAGCUUAGACAAGCUGAACAAGACCAAUUUAUGAGACAAAUUGAUGGAAACCAAGGACUUCAGCGACAGGAGGAAGAGAUGCAAAGACGACACACAUUACAGAGGUUAGAAUAUCAGAGACGGGAAGCUGAGAUUGAGCAGGAACGACGACGUAUCGAAGAGCAGUUAUCAUUCAAACCUAACAACCCUCCAGUUCCUCCCUCCCCUCAUCAGCCCCCGUCUAAUGAUUCCAAUGUGGUUCAUACCAAAGUCAAUGUCAGUUAUGUCCCAGGUCCAGAGAAAACAUACUUAUCCCCAACUUCUGAGAGAGCACCACCCCCAAGAAACAACCAGCGAACCCAAAAGCCACCACCUCCUACCCAGCCCAAACCAAAACCCCCAAUUGCUCCCAAGAAAUUUGCAGUCCAAGCCGGGAAAGCCAAUGGACGAGGGCCAGCAUCCAAUUAUGCUGCUGUUGGCCCAAUUCCUUACUCAGCAAACACAUCCACAAUCAGCCAAAUUCCCAUGCAGGAAAACAGUGCAUAUGAACCAGCUAUUGAGUACAAUCACUCCCCAACACCGAACAACCAACCAAGUCCUUACCAAUAUGCCACUCCAGAAAACUCCCAGAACCUCAAUACCUUUAAGGCUGCAGAUACACCUGCUGUUAUUGGGGCUCAAGAGGUGUACCGAGAUCCUCGUGAAAGACUCCUUGCUAGUAAACAAGCAAACAGUGAAGGUCCUGCUAUUGAGAAGAUGUCAUUCCGAGAUAAGAUGAAGAUGUUUACAGAAGACAGCCCUGUUAAGAAAACCAAAGCCUCCAAGUGGGAGAGAGAGUUUGUGGCUCAAAAUCCACACUUGAAUAGUACUUAAUGACUGAGCCUCAACUUCAUGAAUGAUUUAGCAUGCACAUGUGCAUACCUUGUACACAUUGUAUAUCAACUUGAGUUUAUCUUGGAAGUUCGGAUUCAGUCUGAAAUGGCGACAACAUUAAAGGGAAAUAGGUAAUUGAGAAACAGACUGCUUGAAUUCAAGGCAGUUAGGUUUGUCCCAUCUAUUUUGUAAAAACUGUAAGUUCAUGUAUAUUCAAGCUUGUAUUCAAUACUUGUCCAACAACAGUUGUCUGGCUAAAAAUUCCAAAAUUAAUGUAUAUCUCCCGGCAAAAAUCCAUCCUUGGAAAUAGUUGUCUGGCAGCUGUUCCCACAGAUUAUUAUCAGUGAAGUCUUUGUGGUCACUUCAACUUGGAUUCUAAUCUCGCAGGAAGUAAAUUGGUUGAGGUGUUUGUAGUUUUAUGCAUUGAUAUGGUUAUAAAUGAUAGGUAUUUUAUUUCUGAUCUCUGAUGUUAGGGAUGUAUGUCGGUAGGUCAACUGUUGGCAGCCAUGUGUAUAGUCUUACCUUAUUUUAUCACUUUGAAUAACUAUGAAGGAUUGUUUUACUUUUUUUUUUUUAGUUCAGAAUGUAUGCCUUGUUUCAUGGGAAAAUUUUCAGUUGAAAGUGAAGUUGCCACCUUUUAUAUUUAUAAAGCAAAUAAUUUUUUGGUUUUAUUGUACAGCUUAUGCGAUGAUUGUACAUAAUUCCUUGGUGUCCUUGGUAGUCAGUUAAUCUUAAUAGCAUAUUGAAUGAUGUUUACCAAAAAGAUAGCAAUAUAAUUUUGACACUGAAUGAAGGCGUUCAUGAAUUUAUUACUAAGGCGCUAUGCAUCCUUUCAAAUUUGAAGCAGAACAAACUUGCCUGCCGUACAUAAUACCUGACUCCAAAAUAGAUAAACAAGCUUUGAUAAUUGAGGUACAUGUAAUUACUGUGCUCACUGUUGGCCUUGAAUUCAUUCUGUUAUGAGAUCCUCUUGUAUUGAAUCAAUCAAAGUCAAAACUUGGGAAGUGAAAUGUUCCGUUGUUACCACUACAACUCGGCACCAAAUAUUUGAUAUUUAGGAGGAUGGUUGAUGCAUAAAGCAUCAUAAGAUUACUUGCUCAAUAGGAAGAAUGGAAUAUGCAUGUAUAAAUUUGUCAUCGUUGGGGUUGUUUUCAUUUGUACAUGACAGAUAGUUUUGCAAGCUGUGUGUUUAGUCAUGUACUAAGAUCUGUUUUAAUGCAGUCCUCAAUAUCCAUGGGUGUCCUGUAGGAUCAUUGUUUUGUUUACUUGCAUGCGCCUGGAAUCCCCCCCCAUCACUGCCACUUUGUAAAGUUUUAAUAAAAUGUCUUUUUCAAUUAUUUUAGUUUAGUAGCCAGGUAUUAUAUAUUUUUGAUAAUGUUCUUGAAAUUCAGCUUUUUAAUAAUCGUGAUUACAUACAUAAGUUUUUCUAGUUGAAAUGCUUCUAGUGUCAAAAAUAUUAAAUUUAUUGUAUGAUUGGAAAUUGCCACAGGAGGGAUAAGAUUGAAUGUAACUGAUACUAACUUUGAAGGAAGUAUGCCGUUUGAUGGGGAACUGUUCAAGCUUCAGUGUAAAAUCUGUUUCCAAUACAGCCAAUAUUGCAUUGGGGAUCAGUUCAUUAAUUUCUAAAAGCUUUGUUGUAUUGUUUGGUAUACAUGGUUGUUAUCUUAUGCAUGCGUAGAUUGUCCAAUCUUGUUAUUUUAUCAAGUGAAUGUGUAAGCAUGUGCACUUGUAUAGUUUAUGACAGUAACACUACAUGUAUUAACUGUUUUUUUGCUUGGUUUUCAGAUAAUCAGUUUUUAGAAAGUUAAUUUGAAUGGUGUUGCAGUUCUGUACCUAGUCAAGAAUUGAAGUACAGGUAUUGGGUAGUCAGAGAGCAGUGGCCAAGUUUUUGUCGUGUAUUUGAGGGAGUCUUUUCAACUUUCAUGGCCACUUGACUGUUUUACACGGUUUACACAGUUCACACGGUUUUCUUCAAACCUGACAAAUUCAUUGUAGUUUUUGUCAAUGUACAGGUAAUUUCCAGUUUAUUAAUAUCUACUUUUGGGAAUUGAAUGCGUUUACUUUAAUACAUUUUACUGAUAGGGUAAUUUUUGUGUUUAAGGGACCACGUUUGGAGUUAAAGAAUGCUGUGUAUAUGGGUAAUGUUGAAUUGUAUUUUUUCCGACCAAAUUUGAUUGCACAUAUUGGGCAUUUGACUCCUUUGGUGAAACCCAAGAAUCAUCACAUUUUGAAGGCCAUGUUAGCUUUGGGUUGGCUUAGGGUCAUUGUGAAGUUGAGCAUUGCAUAGGAUGACCAUAUUGCCUUUUGUUUUGCCUGUUAACAGUUUUGAAAUGUCAUCAACUGGCUUGAUUCAAAUCAAUAUUGUAGGAUUUCCCCUUAUUAUCCUUCUAGGGAUAAAUGCAGAUAAUCUGCAUGUGUUUUGAAGGAUGGAAUUGAUGGAGGUAUAUUUACAUGUAUGUACCUUGUCAGGCUAGAUGGGCUUGACAGUACAGCUAUAACAUCUGCGUUACAAUACAGUCGGAUUUGAUUUCACAAUUCAAAAUCAUUUACUUACUUUCAGUUUGAAUUUACAUAUAUCUGAUGCAAGAGCUUGUACAGAGUUCAAGCAUAUCUGUAUGUAGCAGUCAAUAACUUUUAAGUCAGCUACAUGGAUAUGCAUAGUUUACCAGCGUGCAACAUAUUGUUGAACGAACAAGGGUUUGGCUUACAAAAUAAUAUCCCAAAAAUUGUAAACAGCAGACAAACAUACAUACCUUUGAGUCGUUCCUUAUCCAUAGUAGGAGUGUUGCAAAUUGGAUUUUGGGAUGGUGGAAAGACCACUUGACAUGCAAUUGGGUCCUUAUCCUUGUUCUUUUAGACACAAAUGACACCAAGGGCUCUACCAUUUGUUACGUAUAACAUGUAAUUUUUACUUAAUAUGUUGAUUAUAAGAGUUUUUGAGUUCCCUCGUACUUUCUUAAUUUCAAAUCAUGAAUUUCUUGCUGAUGGACCGUGCUACCUCCAGGGAUUAUGAAUCAGUGUUCACGACAUGCCGUACCAAAUGCAUGCAUGUACUAAUGAAAUAGGCAAUCACAGAUGAGUUUUCAUUGCUGUUCAAAAGUACUUUAUUAACUAUACAGUACCAUGCACAUUACAUCUUCUAUAGGAAAAGGGGAUUUUUCCAAGUACUUAGCCUGCUUGUUAGACUCUUGGACCACACUUAUCCAAUGUAUAAAGUCAUUAUGGACACUGUAUUUUGUACAAAGAAUUAGCAUAAAUGGUAAAUAUACUAAUUACGCAAACAUAGUUUCUGAUAUAUAGUUCUGCUGUUUAGAGUAAGUUUUGCAUACUUUUAACUACGUUCAUGCCACUUGUUGCGUUGAAUGAAUAAUAAAACAAUUCAAAUAACAAACCA